UGCGGGAUUUGGAGUCUACGUUAAGUUUCCGGCGGCCGCGGAGCAUUGUGGUUGAGAAGUCGUUAGGAGUUUGCUUCGCGCCCGUGCUGAACAGAAAAGAAUCGCCAUGUCUCACACAAUUUUGCUUGUUCAGCCUACCAAACGACCAGAAGGCAGAACUUACGCUGAUUAUGAAUCUGUGAAUGAGUGCAUGGAAGGAGUUUGCAAAAUGUAUGAAGAACAUUUGAAGAGAAUGAAUCCAAACAGCCCUUCAAUCACAUAUGAUAUUAGCCAAUUAUUUGAUUUUAUUGAUGAUUUGGCUGACCUCAGCUGCCUUGUUUAUCGUGCUGAUACUCAGACAUACCAACCCUACAAUAAAGACUGGAUAAAGGAGAAGAUCUAUGUCCUUCUCCGCAGACAAGCUCAGCAAGCAAGCAAAUAAUGAGCCAGGAUGGCUAUGGGGGUUUUGAGGGAGGGGUUUGGAACAACAGGUGUGUACAGCAUUCUGUAGUGAAAGUUUUGUAUUGUAGGCCUCCUGGUCAUUGUUGUUAGUCUGUAUCUGAGGCGAUUAGAAUUUCAAGAUUGCUCAGUUUGAAUUUUAAAUAAAAACAUACAUUCUUUGAGUAUUUAGUUUAAUUGUUCUCUUUGUUUAGGCAAAUUAUUUUUUUUAACUCCCCCAAGAUUGUCCAUUUAUGUUUUACCACAAUCACUGUGUGUACCUCUUUCCUAGGGGGAAUCUUCAUUGUUGUUAUUUGGAGGCAAUAUGUCAUAGUACAGAAUAAAAUAAAUGCUCUUUA
Messenger RNA from Anolis sagrei ordinatus, 776 nucleotides. It is a transcript of the gene ERH, whose product is annotated as ERH mRNA splicing and mitosis factor. Lineage: Eukaryota; Metazoa; Chordata; Lepidosauria; Squamata; Anolidae. The record is from RefSeq and is a predicted model, not a curated record.